This is a messenger RNA of Silurus meridionalis, 595 nucleotides long. RefSeq names its product C-C motif chemokine 3-like. NCBI's taxonomy places the organism in Eukaryota, Metazoa, Chordata, Actinopteri, Siluriformes, Siluridae. Gene Ontology annotation, biological process: positive regulation of ERK1 and ERK2 cascade; monocyte chemotaxis; neutrophil chemotaxis. The record is from RefSeq and is a predicted model, not a curated record. Gene Ontology annotation, cellular component: extracellular region. Gene Ontology annotation, molecular function: CCR chemokine receptor binding; chemokine activity. The coding region runs from base 197 to 490 and encodes 97 amino acids. The transcript has 3 exons.
UAUAUAAGCUGCUGAAGAAGAGAGAAGGGAGAGAUUCUGAUUCUGACUCUGUGUGGAUUAUAAAGUCUCCUUCCUGGAAUUUCUUUUCUUAGUGAAUUUCCACCACAGUGUUCUUCAUCAUCAUAAACUUCUUUUUGAGUUUCCACUGCAGUGAUCAUCAUCAUCAUCAUUAACUCUCUAAUCACCAUCAACAGUCAUGUCCUCUCCUUCUUUCCUGAUGGUUUUGCUGGUUCUCUCCUGCUUUCAGUCCGUCACGGUGGCUCAGAGUGUGGGUGGAGCAGAUUUGUGCUGUUUUGAGUUUCAUAAAAGACCAAUUCCUGCAGCGUACAUCGUCUCUGUGGAAGAAACCAGAUCUGACUGCACACUUCCUGGAGUCAUUUUUACAACAAAAAAGACAUUCCGGAUGUGUGCAGAUCCUGAGGUGGACUGGGUGAAGCAGAUCAUUGAAAGCAAAAUUGAACCAUCAGAAUUGACUCAAACAACACAAUAAAAUUUUCUCUUCAUGAAUUAGCUUUUAUUUUUUCAUAAAUGCUUCAUUUGUAUCACAUUACUCAAAGCAAUUUAAUGUUAUAUUAAAAAUACAUCUGUAACUACA